UCUUAAUUUUGUUUAUGGAAGUUUAAAGAAAAAGAUUCAUUGGAGGAAAUUGGAAGAGCAACAACACAUUAGCCAAAUCUUUGGAAUUAGUUGAUAGUGUUGUGAACAAAUUAGAGUUUGAUAAUUUAGAUGUUGUGGUUUCCCCUGUAUCUCUUCAUAUUGUUCCUGUCUAAUAAGCAAUUAAGAAUAAUGUGUAGUUAGCUCUAUAAAACAUUGGACAUAAAGGAUAUGGUGCAUUUACUGGUGAACUUAGUUUUGAACAUGUCAAAGAUCUCAAAAUUAAUUGGGUUAUUUUGGGUCAUAGUGAAAGAAGAAGAACCCCAGAAAUUUCAGAAAGUGAAGAGUUUAUUGCCAAUAAGGCUGUUUUAGCUAUAAACAAUGGAUUAUCUGUUAUAUUCUGUAUUGGAGAAACCAUUUAAGAGAUGGAAGCUUAAGAAACCCAAACUGUUUUAGAGAAACAAUUGAAUCCCUUGAUUGCUUAAGUUAAAGAUUGGAGUAAGGUUGUUAUUGCUUAUGAACCAGUUUGGGCCAUCGGAACAGGUAUUGCAUAAACAAAUAAUAAAUUUAGGUAAGACAGCAACUCCAGAAUAUGCUGAAUAAAUACAUGCAAAUAUAAGAAAAUUACUUCCAGAUUAAUCAAUAAGAAUUUUAUAUGGUGGAUCUGUAACAAAGGACAAUGCCGCAGUUCUUAUUGGCUAACCAAAUAUUGAUGGCUUUUUAGUUGGAGGCGCUUCAUUAAAAGAAGAUUUCAUUCACAUUGUUAAUGCUUGCAAGUGAGUUCAUAUUAAAAAAAAUAAAAAUUUAAU
Molecule: messenger RNA, 806 nt
Organism: Paramecium sonneborni
Lineage: Eukaryota; Ciliophora; Oligohymenophorea; Peniculida; Parameciidae
Source: the annotation of a GenBank genome assembly